AUGUCGCCGCCGGAGGAAGAGGGCCGGCACGCGGAGGCCUCGCUGACAGUCCGCGUGGAGGCGGGGGCGGUGCGCGGCCGCGUCGCGGAGGCGGAGGGGGUGGCUGGCUGCCACCGGCGCUACCGCUACCGCAGCUUCCAGGGCAUCCCGUACGCGCGGCCGCCAGUAGGCCAACUGCGGUUCAAGCCCCCGGAAGCGGUGGAGCCGUGGGAGGGCGUGCGCGACGCCAUCUGCGAGGGAGCGGAGUGCGCACAGCUCGACUUCUGGGAGCGCCACUACAAGGGCGACGAGGACUGCCUCUACCUCAACGUCUACACGCCGCUGGUGGAGCCCGCCCCCAGCCCUGGUGGCUGGCCCGUUAUGGUGUGGGUGCAUGGGGGCGGCUUCGCCCACAGCUCGGGCACGACGCGCGAAUAUGGACCAGACUACCUGCUGGCACAUCAGGUCAUCCUCGUCACCUUCAACUACCGCCUGGGACCGCUCGGCUUCCUGACCACGGGCGACGCGGCGUGUCCCGGCAAUAUGGGCCUACGCGACGUGCUGGCGGCGCUACACUGGGUGCGUCGUAACAUCGCCGCCUUCGGGGGCGACGCCGACAACGUGACCAUCUUCGGCGAGAGCGCCGGCUCCAUCAUCUGCCACGGGCUGCUGCUCUCACCCGCCGCCGACGGCCUGUUCCACAAGGUGAUCUGCCAGAGUGGCGUCACGUUCGCGGCGGCGCUCAACAGCCCGGUGGCGGACCGCUCGUGGCGGCUGGCGCGGCACAUGGGCCUGCCGGCGGGGGCGUCCUCCCACGAGAUGCUCGACUUCCUGCGAGGCCAGCCCGCCAGGGCGCUGGUCGAGAACCAGAUGGCCGCGCGCUCCCAGCAGGACGUGGACAUGCUGGAGCAGUUCCCGUUCGUGCCGGUGCUGGAGUCGGCUGGCAGCCCUGGGGCGCUGAUCACCAGGGAGCCGGCGGACCUGCUGCGCAGCGGCGCCUUCCGCCAGCGGCCGCUCAUCAUCGGCUUCACCUCCAGGGAGGGCCUGCUCUUCUUCAAGGACAUUCUCCAAAACAAGUCAGCGAUACCAGAUCUGGACAAAAACUUCCACAAGAUCAUCCCGUCCAACGUGCCCAUGAAGGACCCCCUUCGUGUCUUCGUGGGGAAGAAGAUAAAGAAGUUCUACUUCGGCAGCCAGCCGUUUGACGAGUCCAGCAUCGGCACGUACUGUGACGUGCGGGGCGACAUGCUGUUCUUCUACCCGUCGGUGCUGGCGGGCCGCCUCCACGCCCGCCUCCGCGACGCCGCCCCGCUCUACCUGUACCACUUCGCCGUCGACGGCCGACUCAACAUGUUCAAGAAACGCUUCGGCGCUGACGCCCACACAGGUGCGAGCCACGGGGACGACGUGCUGUACCUGUUCACGGCCGACUGCUGCCGCAACGUCCAGCUGGAGCCCGACUGCCUGGAGGCCAGAACCGUCGCCCGCAUGACGCGCAUGUGGACCAACUUCGCCAAGACGGGGAACCCGACGCCGGACGCCGGCGACCCCGUGCUGGGGGGCGUGGCGUGGCCGUCCAGCGGCGGCGGCCAGCUGCGCUACCUGGACAUCUGCGGGGGCGGGCUGCGCGUGCUGUCCGAGCUGCCCCCCUCCUACCAGCGGCGCGUCGCCUUCUGGGACGGCCUGGCCGCCAGCCCCGCAGUGCUCAAGGUCGUCGAGUUCGUCAUCUGCUGCCGCGCCGCGCUGGCGCGCCUCCUGCGCAGGAACUGACACGCCUGCCAGCUCAAAAGUGCGUCGGGAACGGCACGAGUUAACUAGGGCAAAGGUCCUCCAACGUGGUCCCAGAAAUCUCUGUUUCCAGCUUAUAAGACUCUCCCGCAUGGAAUGGACAUUGAAAGAACUCCCUGUUACACAUUUCUCGUAUAUUUUACGAAUUGAUCGCCUCUCUCUCAAACAGUUCAUCUUUUGUACGAAUACAGGCUUCAUAGUGCCGGCGGUAACGAGUGUGUUCUGCGUCACGUAACUCACAAAACAAGACGUGCUUCUGUCACUGGCAAGAGUACCAUAAACCGACAACUAGACUUAACUCCACAAACAAAAGUAUGAUGUUGUUUCAAUAAGUGGUCACAAAUAAUGCCAACUCAUAUUUCACUGACAAUCUCUGCUGGUGUGAUGUCUGUAUGUAAAUACGCUGCCAUAGUAUAGAUGUGAAAACUUUGUACCCCGAUGUCGCGUGACAGUUGUCUCAUCCGUGAAAAUACUGUCGUCUAAUGUGGCAAUUAUGAACUUCCGGAUCCCUUAUCUACAUUUCCUUUUACCUGAGGAAUCCUGGUCCCUAAAUAUUAACACGUAUUCUCGAAGCACUCUCCAUAUUUCUUUUACAGUUCUACUGUCUAUUGCUAGUUUUUCCCUUUACAAAAUAAGUCAAGCAGUGGCCAAACCUAAAUCAAACGAAAGUUAGUAUUGUCUGGGAGACCUCACAAUCAUGUAGUCCAUACAUCCUAUAAACUCGACAGCAACAGCCAUAACGUUUCCAACCGGCGCACCGCUGCACCUAUACCAGAGCACCUGACCAAACCUACACCUACAUACAUUCCAAGUCGAAACGCAAAACGAUUUCUGUGGACCCCAAGUCUUGGACCAUCAAAUAUGCCCGGACACUGAACCUUUCUGACAGAACCAACUCACGCCUUCUCGUUCUUUCCUUUAACAGGGCCCACCUCCCCUCAUUUGUUUUCUUUGCUUUCCCCUGCAUAACGAUGGACAAACUCCUUCCUCACAUCACUUACCCAACUGUCAUGUACCCUCCCACUUAAACUUGUUCUCCUGCUGAGCGGCAUUUUGGAACACUGCCAGUCCAGGAUUGACAAUCAGGAAGAAAAGAGGAUGCUGAACAGUACAUUUUAAAGAUGAAAACAAUGUUUUGCAAUGGCUAAUUUCCCCAUUGGGAAAUAUUGGCACAUUUCGUUACGAGGUGACGUGUGCACUAACCGCAACUCCUACAAAUAUUAAAAGGUCAGUGCACUACCGAGUUGCCCUAACCAAAGAAAAUAAGGGAAAGGAUGUUCGCUUAUGAGCCAGCUGAAUGCUCCACAUCAGUAUCACUGAUGCUGCCAACUCAAAAACGAGGGUCAGUCAGAAACUGAUACCACCUUUCUUUAUAAUUAUCUUACAAGGAAAGCAAAUGCCAUAUAAAUAGGAUAACAACAACAACAUUCACUAUUAAUUCGUUACUUUUCAAUAUAAUCACCACAUUUGUUCACAGUUUCUUUUUCAUCUUCAAAUAAGAGCAUUUAUACUUGUGCAGUAAAGAUCAUGGUCUCGCUUCCUGAGACACUGUCACAAAGAAUUUUUCAGAGUCUUCAAACGGGUGACCCGAUAAUCCACUCUGAAUCGCCUAACAAGUGGAAGUCAGACGGUGGAAGUUCAGGGCUGCAUGGUCCAUAGGGCAAGACUUCUCAGUCAGUUUUGGAAUUUCGCCAGUCGUGAUGUGACUGGUGUGUGACAUUGCACUGCCAUGCGAAAUAAGAACUGACUUCACUUUUGAUGGGCGAAGUCGUGCUUUCAACUUCGGUAGUGUUGGUUAGAGCUUAUUAUGCAUCUUCUCUGCAAAAAUCAUCUACAAUCGCACCCUCUAAAUCCCAAAACAUUGACGCCAUAACCUUCACAGCAGAACGUAGUGUUUUUAAUUUUUUCCAUGUCGGCAGUGUCGUGUGAUGUCAUUUCAUCGACUGCCUCUUGAACUCUGGUUCAAGAAAAUGAACCCAAGUCUCGUUUCCAGUCACAGUUUUUGACAAAAUCGCCUCUUCCUCCAUUUUGAAGCGGUGCAAUAGAUUGGAUGCAACCGUUUUUCUGGCGGUCAUUGCAAAUCAUUUGGUCGAUACAUUGGAAGUUACUGAAAGUCGCUGCACGGCCGCUCCGUGUUUCAUUAGCCAUCUAUGUUCGCUCAUCAGCUUCCCAACAGCGAUGAACCAAUCGUCUGACGGUGCUGACAUGUACUGUAGCAUUGACACACACCGUCUCCACGUUUCUCUUUCUGCAGUAAGGAGUUGGCCAGUCUAAAAUUCACGACUGCUACAUUACAACACGAUAAAGAAGAAAAAAAUUGGACACAUUACUUUCUUGCUGGCUCUGGCACAUUUCCGCUUCAGCGUACAGAGGGCGCGUUCACAUCUAACUGAAAAAAGCGCACUACUUCAACGGUGUAACAUUUUUAUAUAUUUACCAACCGGCAUUGGGUGAUUUUUUUUUUUACAAAACAGAAAAAGUAUUAUAGGGCAGAGAGAGAUACUAGAUAACACAAACGUUGUGUCAUUUACAAAUGCAAAGUUGAUGCUACAUCCAUAUUUAACAUUAAGAAUUGCCUGUACUUUAAAAAAUGAAGCUGGUCUUUCUGUUGAAAUAUAUGAUCAUAUAUUCAAACAUGGGUGACCGUUAAUUUAUUGCAGGGGAGGAACUGGAACUAUCAUUCAUGUUAAACUUUCAGGCUUUGCCAUUUUGAUUUCUAGUUCUUUCAGUAUUGUCACCUUCGUACCUAGCGUACCUGUUCACGUAACAUCACUUGAAAUAACGAUGUGCAUUUGCAACAUACGAAACGUAAAUUAGUCUUGUACAGUACUCAUUUUCUCUCAGGUACAAACUACAUAAUAUUUUCAACAUCGCUAACAAGCGAUAACACAAACUUUACUUUUUUUUAAUAAUUAGACUGCAUCCCCAUUAUUGAAUAACAUACUAUGUAUUUGGUUUGUAUUUACAGGAUUUCAGUAUUUUUGUAAGACAUACUUAAAUUUUUUCCGCCGAAGAUACGGUGCGCCAUUUCUUGUUGCGACUCUCUGACUCAUGUAGAAGAGACAUAUUUUAGGAUCUGUCUCUGUAUCUAGGAUGAUAUCCAUCAGGUCAGAGUUGUCGCCACUGCUGGAGCCGAUGUGUUUGAUCGGACGGAAUUCUGUUCGAGACUCUGGUGCAGUUAAUGGAGCAGAUUAGAUAUGAUGUGCCACAGGGUAGGAAUGUGAAUUUUGAAUUUAACGAAGCAAUAAUGUGAUUGAUGCUACAUGUUUAUCGUAGCUCAAGAAGUGUAUGAUAUUUUUGUAUUUGAUUAUAUCUAUAAUAGAAACCUACAGGUUAUACUUUAUUAUUGAUGUCAUAGUAUUGUAUAUGUUAAGUAUGUUGGUUUGACAGUUUAUAAAAAUUGAGGAAGAUCUUUAUGCUCAAAACUGUUAAUAAAUGAAUUUUUGUUAUUGAA
Molecule: messenger RNA, 5221 nt
Organism: Schistocerca serialis cubense
Lineage: Eukaryota; Metazoa; Arthropoda; Insecta; Orthoptera; Acrididae
Product: juvenile hormone esterase-like
Exons: 10
Coding region: 1-1749 (582 amino acids)
Molecular function (GO): hydrolase activity
Source: RefSeq, a predicted model, not a curated record